AUGGAUGGCGAUCGCGACCAACGCAUGAAGCGGCAUGAGCGGUUGAUGGCAAGAUCUGGCAAUGCCGCGGGCAGAGGCCGUGCAACCGAUCGCUUCGACCAGGCCAUGCAUCCACGUGGGGAUCCAACGGGGAUGUCGCAGGCGCCAGACCGGGCUCCGAUGUCCUACGACUACGGAUACACAGGCAGUCCCUUCCACGGCGCGCUGCAGCCGAGCGAGGUGCAGGCAUACGGCGCCGAGUUCGCGAGGCCGCGACAGGCGCAUCCACUGUCUCAUCAAUCGCACGCACAAGCGCAUCUCUCGCAGCAAUCACCCAACCCACCAGACUCCGUGCCGCACACCCAGCGCCGCGCGGCCGAGGCCCCACCGUUCGUGCCGUACGAGUCGGCGAUGCUGUACGGCUUCAGUCAGCAGGGUCCAGCUCAAGGACCCUUCGAUGUUGUCCCACAGUACCCGACACGGCAGUCUGCAGCGAUCGAGACCCUGUCAAACCAGUUUCCCGUUUCGCAGUAUUUCGCCUCCGAGGAAUCCACGGGGACUGGGGUCCCAGGGCUCUCGCCUUAUAUGAACACGCAGCUGCCAUAUACUCAACCGGGGUCCAUGGCACGCUCCAGCACCACGCAACCCUUUCCCACGACCAUGGCUGAUUUCACGCCGCUCGGGACCGGCUCCUCCGCCCGAUUGGAUGCACUUCCUGUGCAGCAGCAGGCUGAUCCGUCUGCCCAGCCCGUGGCGGACCCUUCCAGCCUCGACGAAGCGUACGCCCAGUAUCAGCGAGCGCUGCGCAGCACCUUCGACCAGACGCGCGCCGGGCGAUUGGUGGAAGCGAGCCAGUCGCUGCUGGAAAUUUCCGAGUGGCUUGUGACUAAUGCACGGGAUCUUGGAAUCCUGCGCGACGACCAUCAGCUGUACACUGACCGCCUGCAGCUCUGGAGUGAAUUCAACCUCUGCUGGCUGGCCGUCUGUCAGAAACAGAAGGAUGUGACCCAGGAUCUUGUUGCGACGGGCCAACAGCCGCCUCAGACGAGUCUGUUGAGCCGGGAUCGAAUGGAGGCCAUGGGCAAAGACUUGAUUCAGCUUUGCGAUCAGCUUGAACAACACGGAUUGGUUGAUUAUCAGAUGGGUAUAUGGGAGGAAGAGAUCCUAUCCGUCCUAGGCCAAUGCUUGGAUCUGAUGGAGAGCCGACCCGAACUUCUCCGCAUCCAGCCUGUCCCCGAAGCCGGCACAGCAGCACAGCGACCAUGA
This is a messenger RNA of Penicillium canariense, 1245 nucleotides long. RefSeq lists its product as uncharacterized. The coding region runs from base 1 to 1245 and encodes 414 amino acids. Lineage: Eukaryota; Fungi; Ascomycota; Eurotiomycetes; Eurotiales; Aspergillaceae. The transcript is spliced from 3 exons. The record is from RefSeq and is a predicted model, not a curated record.